AUAUGCUUUAAAGUAAUGGGGAAAGGUUACCAGCAAGACAGGUGGACACAUGGAAACCAGGCAGUCUAACUGUAAGUAUGCCAGCCAGGGUGGGGUUUAGGGUUUAAGGUUCGGCACUUUUCUUCGGUAGAGUCGCUCCAGGCUGGGGCCAGAUCGGUGCACUAGCUCGAAAAAUCUUGGAAUCGGAUCUUCGCAGAGGGUGUGAUCGAUCGAUCGCUGGUUUGUGUUCGGGAGGUGGGUUCACAGGGUUUGUGGGUGCCUCGAGUUGUGCCUUACUGUUAGAUUAGGUGUGUGCGAACGGCCAUGGCAGCGGCGAUAGCGCGGGCGCGGCGCUCGCAGUCGUUGCUGAAGUUUGUGUUGCCACAAUCCUCUGUCUGCACGUACCACUCGUGCGGACUUGCAUCAUCAAGCGCCAUCGAGAGUCGCCGCAAUGCGUUCGAAUCGUCUGCGAGGUCACAGGAGCUGACCCUAUGGAGGAAUUUCUUGAAAGGGCUGGUGUCCGUUCGAACGAUGGCCACCUUCAACCGAAAUAAGCCGCACAUGAACAUUGGAACAAUUGGACACGUGGAUCAUGGAAAGACUACUCUUACUGCAGCAAUCACCAAGGUUUUGGCUGAUGAAGGUAUGGCUAAAUCAAUCGCAUUUGACGAGAUCGAUAAAGCUCCAGAGGAAAAACAGCGUGGUAUCACCAUUGCUACAGCACAUGUUGAGUAUGAAACUGAAAACCGACAUUACGCUCAUGUUGACUGUCCAGGACAUGCUGAUUAUGUGAAGAAUAUGAUUACUGGUGCUGCACAAAUGGAUGGUGGUAUUCUAGUUGUAUCAGCACCAGAUGGCCCUAUGCCUCAGACUAAAGAGCAUAUCCUGUUAGCUCGGCAGGUCGGAGUUCCAUCAUUGGUGGUUUUCUUGAACAAAGUGGACGUUGUCGAAGAUGAAGAGUUGUUGGAGCUUGUGGAGAUGGAGUUGCGAGAGUUACUUUCAUUUUAUAAGUUUCCAGGAGAUGAUAUCCCUAUCGUCCGAGGCUCUGCUCUCGCCGCAUUGCAGGGAACUAACCCAGAGCUUGGGAAGAAUGCAAUUUUAAAGUUGAUGGAGGCUGUAGACUCAUACAUCCCUGAGCCCAAGCGCAACCUCGACAAACCCUUUCUCAUGCCAAUUGAGGACGUUUUCUCUAUUCAGGGUCGUGGAACUGUAGUGACUGGACGUGUGGAGCAAGGUGUUGUUAAAAUUGGUGAGGAGGUGGAGGUUGUUGGACUACGCACGGGUCCCAAUCUUAAGACAACUGUCACUGGUGUGGAGAUGUUCAAGAAGCAAUUGGAUCAAGGCCAGGCAGGAGAUAACGUGGGUCUUCUGAUUCGUGGUCUUAAGAGAGACGAAGUGCAGCGUGGACAGGUCAUUUGCAAGCCUGGUACUGUCAAGACUAACACCAAGUUCGAAGCAGAGGUUUACAUUCUUACCAAGGAAGAGGGAGGCCGACAUACUGCCUUCUUCUCCAACUACCGACCCCAAUUCUACUUGCGUACUGCAGAUGUAACUGGAAAAGUUGAGCUUCCAGAACACAUCAAGAUGGUCAUGCCUGGAGACAACUUGACUGCCCAAUUUGAACUAAUUAUUCCUUGCCCCCUUGAACUUGGACAACGCUUUGCUCUUCGAGAAGGAGGAAGGACAGUCGGUGCUGGCGUUAUUUCCAAGCUCCUUGGCUAAGCCUAUGGAUUCAAUUGAAUGGUCUAGGAAUAGUGCAGCUCUGUGCAAGAUACCUUGUUAGCGGUUGCUAAAUUUUGAAACUUCUUUAUUGUAGCCUUUUAAAUACACGGUUUGUCACUUGAGAGCAUUUGAAGAGCACUGUACUGCCGUUUCAAAAUUAUUUGGUAAUAAACUUCGUUGUGAUGCUACUCAUCAAACAACAAAUAGUUUUGUCGGAGGUAA
Messenger RNA from Physcomitrium patens, 1923 nucleotides. RefSeq lists its product as uncharacterized. Gene Ontology annotation, molecular function: translation elongation factor activity; GTP binding; GTPase activity. Gene Ontology annotation, biological process: mitochondrial translational elongation. The record is from RefSeq and is a predicted model, not a curated record. Gene Ontology annotation, cellular component: mitochondrion. Lineage: Eukaryota; Viridiplantae; Streptophyta; Bryopsida; Funariales; Funariaceae.